Molecule: messenger RNA, 2183 nt
Organism: Oryzias melastigma (Indian medaka)
Lineage: Eukaryota; Metazoa; Chordata; Actinopteri; Beloniformes; Adrianichthyidae
Gene: zbtb24
Product: zinc finger and BTB domain containing 24
Exons: 7
Coding region: 139-1950 (603 amino acids)
Biological process (GO): regulation of transcription by RNA polymerase II
Cellular component (GO): nucleus
Molecular function (GO): protein binding; DNA-binding transcription factor activity, RNA polymerase II-specific; RNA polymerase II cis-regulatory region sequence-specific DNA binding
Source: RefSeq, a predicted model, not a curated record
UGCGGACGUUCGUGCUGACGGCGGGACCCGCGGCGUCCUGAGCAGUUUUAGAUCAGCGGUCUGAAGAUCUCGUUAAGACUUCACAUCCCGCGAGAGUAGCUUCGUGUGAACCCGUCAGUGGUGAGUGCUGUCGAAGAGAUGUCUCGGAAAGCCCCCGCCCCGCCCCUGGUGGCUGUUCGCUCGCACGAGCAGCGCGUGCUCCGCAGGUUCGACGAGCUCCGGCGCGGGGAGCAGUUGUGUGACGUCACGCUGGUGGUGGAGGACGUGCGCUUCAAGGCGCACGCGGCGCUGCUCGCGGCCAGCAGCGACUUCUUCUCCGUCAUGUUCACGGCGGGGGGGCCGCCCCCUCCCUCCACGCUCCGCCUGGACGGCAUGACGGCGGACGCCUUUGCGGCCGCGCUCGACUUCAUCUACGGCGCGCAGGUGCGCGUGGAUGAGCGCGCCGCCGCGCCGCUGCUGAGCGCGGCACGCCGCGUGGAGCUGGGGGGGCUGGUGCGUGCGCUCACGGAGCGCAGUCGCGACGGCGGGGGGGCCACCGAGCUGCCACGGCGCAAGCCAGGACGCCCCCGGAGGCGGGACAGAGAGGCCCCGCCCACUGAUGACGCGGGCGCGCAGAGGCGCCACAGCGAGCGCACAGUGCGCCCCCCCGCCAAGUUCAGAGGCUACAAGGUCGGCAGUGAGCCUGAGGAGGAGGAGGGGGAGGAGGCGGGGCGGAGGGGGCGCAGGAGGAGGCACCCCCCCUCAGAGGCGCGAUGCGGGGACUGCGGGAAAGUCUUCAAACACCAGCUGUUCCUGCGGGUCCACCAGAGGACGCACACAGGAGAGAAGCCCUUUCCCUGCUCCACCUGUGGGCGGAGCUUUACCCAGAAGCACUCGCUGCAGGCCCACCAGCGCGUGCACAGCGGCGAGCGGCCCUUCGUCUGCUCCGUCUGCUCCAAGUCUCUGUCCACCAAGCACUCUCUGCAGGAGCACCUGAACCUACACCGAGAGAAGUCCUUCACCUGUGAUAAAUGUGGGAGGAGCUUCACGCAGAAGAGGCAGCUGAAGAAUCACUACAGAGCCCACACAGGUAAAUCCUUACCGGAGUGUGCCGAGUGUCAGCGCCGCUUCAUGGACACCGCCCAGCUGAAGAAGCACCUGAGGACUCACACAGGUGAGAAGCCGUUCACCUGUGAGAUCUGUGGAAAGUGCUUCACGGCCAAGAGCACGCUGCAGACGCACAUCCGCAUCCACAGAGGCGAGAAGCCCUUCGACUGCGGCGUCUGCGGGAAGACCUUCUCGGACCCGAGCGCCCGGCGCCGCCACGCGGCGACCCACUCCGGGAAGAAGGCCUUCACCUGCCCCGUCUGCAGCCUGUCCUUCACUCGCAUGGACAACCUGAAGACCCACGCCAAGACGCACAGCAGGGAGGGCGGCGCCGCAGACGUGCAGGAGGAGGCGAGCGGCGCCCUGCAGCUGCAGCCCCCCCCGGGCUCAGAGCAGGAGAUCCAGCUGCUGGUGACCGAGCAGAACCUGAGCUUCGCGGCUCCGCAGGAGAUCAACCUGCUGGCCGCGGACGGCGCCGCUCAGCCCGCCCACUCCAGGUUCACACUGCUGGCUCAGACCGACGCCGCUACGCCGCAGAUUCACGCCGUCAGCAUGCUGGACGGCUCCACCCACGCCGAACAGAUGCACAUCAUCACGCUGAGCAAGGAGGCCAUGGAGCAGCUGCAGGCUCACCACGAAGCCCCGCCCUCCCACAGCGCCGCACCUGGACAGGUGAGCAGGGAGCCGCACGGCCACGCCAUUCACGUCAGCAGCCAGAGCGGCCAGCCCAUCUCCAUCAGCCAGACCAGCCAGCAGAUCUGCAGCCAGCACAUCCACGGCCAGACCUUCCAGAUCCAGGCCGGAACCGUGUCCUACCUGUACGCCGGCGGGCCGCCCCCGGACAGCCGACACGCCCCCCCCUGAGUCUGAGCCGCUGGGCGGGGCUCCUGAGCUCAGACCCAGAGGGGGUUCUGUUCCUCCAGAAGGACCAGGUCUGCAGACUUCCUGAACCUGAGACCUGGAAGUCCUGAACCCCCCCCAUCCUGGAAACACCUGGAAACACCUGAGAACACCUGAGAACACCUGAGAACACCUGUAAACCGUAGGAACAUUUUCCUGGUGUUCUGUUUAACCUGGAAAUAAAGUUUUUGUCGUCA